AUGUGUAAACACGUUCUCAACGCCCAGGUCUCCAUCCGGUCGCCCUGCUGCCACAAAUGGUUCGAUUGUGUCGAAUGCCAUCGUGAGCAGGAGGACCACCCUCUGAUGCAGCGAUUCGAGAUGGUCUUUGCUUGCAAGAAGUGCAAAAAAUGCUUCCGCAAGGACGCCCGCGAAUUCGAAGAUUCUGAUGAGUACUGUCCACACUGCGACAACCAUUAUGUUCUUGACGCAAUUACACCAAAGGCGGCAAUAACGGUGGAGGGCGGCGAUGUGCGGAUCGACAACCGUAUGAUAAAGGACGAUCGCGUCAAAGCCCAGCAGUUUCGCGACAUUUUCGACCCAGACCUGGACGCCGACAAACUUGGUUGA
This is a messenger RNA of Grosmannia clavigera kw1407, 369 nucleotides long. Its product is annotated as zinc finger protein. Lineage: Eukaryota; Fungi; Ascomycota; Sordariomycetes; Ophiostomatales; Ophiostomataceae. The transcript has 3 exons. The coding region runs from base 1 to 369 and encodes 122 amino acids. Gene Ontology annotation, biological process: protein import into mitochondrial intermembrane space. The record is from RefSeq and is a predicted model, not a curated record. Gene Ontology annotation, molecular function: zinc ion binding. Gene Ontology annotation, cellular component: mitochondrial intermembrane space.